CCCCUCCCCAUUCCCCUAUAAAGCCUUCACUUACGCGACCACUCAUGGGCUCUCUUCUCUCUCUGAGACAGCAUCAGCAGCUUCCUCUUGCUAUAGCUAGCUAGGUUGUAGCCGGCCGGCCCUGGCCCUGGCCCUGGUCUGGCCACACACAGCUCUGCAUCACUUGGGAGGAGCUCCUUGCUUGCAACUGUGUGCUAGCUCGCUGUUGCUCCUGCCGCCAAGCCGCCAAGGCCAAGCUGCUGCUCUGUGAGUGGCCGCCGGCCGGCAUGGACAACAUCACUCACAACUCGAGCAGCAGCAGCUCAUGGGAUUUGGACAUGAGCCUCGGCAGCCACCACCACCCCCUCCUCUUCGACAGCCACACCAACCCGGCGCCGCCGCCGCCGCCAUUACCGUUCCAUCUCUCCACCACCUCCCAUCACCACCACCACCCUCCUCCGCACCACCACCACCACCAUCUAGAUCCUUCCCCGUCUUCCUCCCUCUUCCCGCCGCCGCACCACCACCGCCUCCACCACCUCGGCCUCGACAUCGAGCCCUCCCCCCACCACCGGCACCACCAUGAGUACGAGCAGCAUCAGCAGGAGCCCGCCGGCCACCACGAGCAGGAGGAGAUGAGGCAGCAGCAGCAGGAGGCCGGCGUGGCCCAGGACGAGCGCGGCGGCGGCGGCGAGGACGUGGAGGAGGAGCUCGGCGCCAUGAAGGAGAUGAUGUACCGGAUCGCCGCCAUGCAGCCGGUGGACAUCGACCCGGCCACCAUCAAGAAGCCGCGGCGGCGCAACGUGCGCAUCAGCGAGGACCCCCAGAGCGUGGCGGCGCGGCACCGGCGCGAGCGGAUCAGCGAGCGCAUCCGCAUCCUGCAGCGCCUCGUCCCGGGGGGCACCAAGAUGGACACCGCCUCCAUGCUCGACGAGGCCAUCCGCUACAUCAAGUUCCUCAAGCGCCAGGUGCAGGAGCUCCAGCACCAGCCGCCGCCGCCGCAGCAGCAGCAAUACCCGGCCGCCGCCGCCGCCGCCGCCGCCGGCGGCGGCGGCGUAGCAGCAGCCGGGCCCAGCACCUCCGUCGUGGGCCCGCCGGGGCGACCCGGCGGCGGGCCGUUCCUCCCGUUGGGUCCCGGGCCGCUCAUCGACUGGGCCGGGCUGGUGAGGCCCGUGGAUAUCCACGGGCCGACAUCGUCGUCGUCCUCGUCGUCGAUGGGCAGCGCACACGCGGCCCUGGGCUUCGGGUUCAGCAGCGCCGGCCAGAGCAGCCAUGGUGGAAUGCACUGAUGAUGAUGAUCUAUCGAGCUAGGGGAAAGGAAGCUUGAUUAGCUUGCUUGUAGCAGCUAGCGGAUUAACUAGGAAUCGUGGAUGAUGGAUGGAUUAUUUGGUGGAUGAUGGAUCAUGGAUACCAUGACGUACUAGAGAGGUAAUUUUGAUUUGAUCUUUAAUUUGAUUUUUCUAGCUGUGUGAUCGAUCGAGGGUAGCUAGUGUAUGUCUUCUCUUCUCUGGUGUUAAUCCAUGCCAUGUUUUAUGAAA
This is a messenger RNA of Panicum virgatum (switchgrass), 1517 nucleotides long. RefSeq names its product transcription factor HEC2-like. Gene Ontology annotation, molecular function: protein dimerization activity; DNA-binding transcription factor activity. Bases 267 to 1268 code for a protein of 333 amino acids. Gene Ontology annotation, biological process: regulation of DNA-templated transcription. Lineage: Eukaryota; Viridiplantae; Streptophyta; Magnoliopsida; Poales; Poaceae. The transcript has a single exon. The record is from RefSeq and is a predicted model, not a curated record.